AUGGACCGAUACGCCUGCUCAGAGAUUCUCGGGUAUAGGGAAGCCUGUUACAAGAAAGACCCCAAGCACGUCCGCGUGCUAGCAUCGAAUCUCACACAAAACCCCAGCCCUGCGAGAGCAGACGGGGGCGGAAAAAGGGUCGUCUCGGAAGCACGAUCGACCAUCCGCAGGGACCGCAAGUCUUCGAGCGCGCCUUCCGCUCAGUGCCCCAGAGCUCGACAUGUGUCGAUCUCGCGUUCCGACCAAAUAGGGCAACCCCAAGCCCGCUUCGUCGGUUCCCGGAGAGGGCCUGAUGCCGACGACGUUGAGGCUUUGUCCGACGCGGAGCGAAUGUACGGGUGGGCUGCACAGAACUGUCGAAGGGCGAUUGCAGACACUGAAGUAUUACUUCAGGAGACGGAAGGAAAUGCUUCUUUCUGCCGGACCACCCGAGCCAAAUUACGCUAUCCACAGCGUUAG
This is a messenger RNA of Letharia columbiana, 459 nucleotides long. RefSeq lists its product as uncharacterized. The transcript has 2 exons. The coding region runs from base 1 to 459 and encodes 152 amino acids. The record is from RefSeq and is a predicted model, not a curated record. NCBI's taxonomy places the organism in Eukaryota, Fungi, Ascomycota, Lecanoromycetes, Lecanorales, Parmeliaceae.